AUGACCAGGUUAUUCACAAUCAAUGACAUCCCGGCUCAGGCAUUUAUCGAUAAUAAAUGGGUAUCCGGAACCGGCGCUCAGUUAUGUCUGAAAAAUCCCAAGGACGGUAGUGAUAUCCCUAUCAAACUGCACUCCGUGAGUGUCACAGAUAUCGAUCAUGCAGUGGUUAUAUCAAAGAAGGCAUUUUCCACUGGUCCAUGGUCAAAAAUGACCGGAAGCCAACGAGGCCGAUGUCUGAAUCGACUGGCCGAUCUUAUCGAGGAAUAUAGCGAUGAGAUCUUUUACUUUGAAAGUCUGGCGUCUGGUCGUCCGAUUUCAGCUUCGAAAAGGGAGAUUUCAAUGGUUGCGGGCGUCUUUCGCUAUUACGCCGGGUGGGCCGACAAGAUCAAAGGCGACACUUUUCCCCCUGAUGAUGGAUUCUACAAGUUUGUUACGCAGGAACCAUUGGGUGUUUGUGCAGGCGUUACAGCCUGGAAUGGUUCUUUGCAUUUUCUGGCUUGGAAAGCCGCUCCUGCACUCGCUUGCGGAAAUACUUCUAUCAUCAAACCUUCGGAGAAGUCCCCCUUGGGCACAUUGGCAUUUGGCUACCUGAUUGAGGCAGCUGGAUUCCCGCCUGGCGUUUUCCAGAUUCUACCAGGAGACCCAGCGGCUGGAGCAGCAAUCGCUUCCCAUAUGAAGAUCGACAAGAUUUCAUUUACAGGGUCUACAUCGACCGGUCGCAAGAUCCAGGAAGCUUCCGCCAAAAGCAAUUUGAAACGUGUCACUCUGGAAUUGGGAGGGAAGAGUCCGUCUAUUGUGUUCGAUGAUGCUGACAUUGAGACUGCAAUUUUCUGGUCCAUCAUUGGAAUUACGUCUAACUCCGGUCAAGUGUGUGCCGCCUCGUCGCGAAUCUAUAUCCAAGACACAAUCAUCGACAAAUUUCUGGAGCGCCUGAAAGUUGCUUUCCAACACGUGAACAAUGCUCUGGGCGGUGAUCCACAAGACGAAACGACGACUUUUGGUCCACUGGUCGAUCAGUCACAGUACGAUAAAGUAAGAUCCUAUAUCGAAGCAGGAAAGCAGACUGCGGAAUUGAUUGUCGGGGGUGAUGAGUAUGAAGGGAAGGGAACUUAUGUCGCGCCAACCAUUUUCUUGAAUCCUGAGAGCGAUGCUUCCGUCUAUACAGAGGAAGUGUUUGGGCCCGUUUUGUGCGCGAGAUCAUUCCAUACUGAGGAAGAGGCGCUGGAACUUGCGAACGACACUUCCUUUGGUCUGGCUGGAUCAGUCUUUACUAAAGACCUUGGCCGAGCAAUGAGAGUUAGUCGGGCGAUUCAAGCCGGCACGGUAUCUGUGAACUGUGCGUUGAUGGUUGGGCCUCAGGCUCCUAUGGGGGGAAUGAAGUUGAGUGGAGUUGGAAGAGAACUUGGAGAGUACGCUCUGAGACAUUAUACUGAGCCGAAAACCAUUUGGAUUCGGGCCGAGUGA
Messenger RNA from Penicillium odoratum, 1464 nucleotides. RefSeq names its product aldehyde dehydrogenase. Gene Ontology annotation, molecular function: aldehyde dehydrogenase (NAD+) activity. Lineage: Eukaryota; Fungi; Ascomycota; Eurotiomycetes; Eurotiales; Aspergillaceae. The record is from RefSeq and is a predicted model, not a curated record. The coding region runs from base 1 to 1464 and encodes 487 amino acids. The transcript is spliced from 5 exons.